ACACAAAAUAAAAACAAACCUUACGUGGCUCAUCUCCAGGCAAUCAGAGAACACUAUUUAUCGGUGGACGUCGGCAUCGCGGACGCGAGAAACGAUAACACUCGCCGGUGCUCUUGCCAAAGUCAACGGGUGCCAAGCUUCCGCUUGAGACUUCAGGACAGCCGGACUAUUGAACAUGUUGCGCCAGCUCCGAAACUUCUCGACGGCGAGAGUUUUUUUAGCUGCUCCGAGGACCGGCGUUCUCAUGAUGAACAUGGGAGGACCGCAAACCCUUGGCGAAGUGGAGGGCUUCCUCACAAAACUUUUCGCGGACAAGGACAUCAUAGACAUGCCCCUUCAGAGGUUCUUAGGACCAAUGAUCGCGAGACGCAGGACCCCGAAAGUCCAAAAGAAAUACGAGGAAAUCGGCGGAGGUUCUCCCAUUUAUAAGUACACGCAGAAACAAGGCGAUCUCAUGGUGGAACUUCUGGACUCCAUGUCACCGUCCAGUGCACCUCACAAAGCCUACGUUGGCUUCCGGUACGCCUCACCCUUCAGCAGCGACGCCCUCGAUCAGAUCAAAAAAGACGGUGUCAAACGAGUGGUGGCUUUCUCUCAAUACCCGCAGUAUUCGUGUUGCACUACGGGAAGUUCUCUCAACCAGCUGCAGCGAGAGGUUAAUGGCGAUCCUGAGCUCAGCGACGUGCAGUGGAGUUUCAUCGAUCGAUGGAGUCUGAACGAGGGUCUCAUAGACGCGUUCGUCGAGUCGAUAGAGAACGAAGCGAAGAAAAUCCCCAAGGAGCAGCUAGAUGAGCUAGUGCUGGUCUUCACCGCCCACUCACUCCCGCUGAAAAUUGUUGCGAGGGGGGACACUUAUCCAUCAGAAGUCGGAGCGACCGUCUUGGCCGUCAUGAAGAAACUCAAACACCGUUAUCCACAUAGACUCGUUUGGCAAUCGAAAGUAGGCCCGGUGCCCUGGUUGGCCCCCAAAACAGACGAGGCCAUCAAAGGCUUCGCAUCGAGGGGCCGCAAUACUUUGAUGAUGGUGCCGAUCUCAUUCGUCAACGAGCACAUAGAGACACUGCACGAGCUCGACAUAGAAUACGGGGACGAUCUCGCCAAGGAGCUCAAGCUGGAGAAAAUCUAUAGGGCGGAGGCUCCGAACUUCAACAAACAUUUCAUUCGCGGUCUCGCCGAUGAAGUUAAGAAUCAUCUCGAUUCGAACAUUCGUGUAUCUCCGCAACUGGGAAUGCGAUGUCCCCAUUGCGUCAACCCGGAAUGCAUCAAGCUGCGGCACUGGUUGAGGAAAUGUUGAAGGAUUGUCAGCUGAGAAACGGUAGUGCAAUAUGUACGAUUGGAGCUUUGUCGGAACUCAUCUUCUGGCGACUCAUGACGGGAGAAUAAAUCUUGUGACCGACUCCUAGAGU
Messenger RNA from Galendromus occidentalis (western predatory mite), 1406 nucleotides. It is a transcript of the gene FeCH, whose product is annotated as ferrochelatase, mitochondrial. Gene Ontology annotation, biological process: heme biosynthetic process. Gene Ontology annotation, cellular component: mitochondrion. The record is from RefSeq and is a predicted model, not a curated record. The transcript has 3 exons. Lineage: Eukaryota; Metazoa; Arthropoda; Arachnida; Mesostigmata; Phytoseiidae. The coding region runs from base 176 to 1294 and encodes 372 amino acids. Gene Ontology annotation, molecular function: protoporphyrin ferrochelatase activity.